Molecule: messenger RNA, 1038 nt
Organism: Hipposideros armiger (great roundleaf bat)
Lineage: Eukaryota; Metazoa; Chordata; Mammalia; Chiroptera; Hipposideridae
Gene: ATP6V0B
Product: ATPase H+ transporting V0 subunit b
Exons: 8
Coding region: 289-765 (158 amino acids)
Biological process (GO): proton transmembrane transport
Cellular component (GO): proton-transporting V-type ATPase, V0 domain
Molecular function (GO): proton-transporting ATPase activity, rotational mechanism
Source: RefSeq, a predicted model, not a curated record
CCUUUCUUGCUCCUGACCGGCCUACUUGGGUCACGAGCCGGCUGCUCCAGUUCCUCUUUUCCUGGUGGUUUAGCCUUCCCCCGUCCUCCACCCCCCCCCAGCUUGUUGGGUAAACAGCGACUGGGACUGGGACUGGGACUGGGCCGGCAGGAUCCGGUGGGGCCCGACCAGAGCCCUUGCUCUUACCCUUCCUCCAGGGUCUUCAGGUCUGCAGGAAUCUGCUACACCAUUUUUGACUUGGGCUUCCGCUUUGAUGUGGCAUGGUUCCUGACCGAGACUUCCCCUUUUAUGUGGUCAAACCUGGGCAUUGGCUUAGCUAUCUCCCUGUCUGUGGUUGGGGCAGCAUGGGGCAUCUAUAUUACUGGCUCAUCUAUCAUUGGGGGAGGGGUGAAAGCCCCUAGGAUCAAGACCAAGAACCUGGUCAGCAUCAUCUUCUGUGAGGCUGUGGCUAUCUAUGGCAUAAUCAUGGCAAUUGUCAUUAGCAACAUGGCUGAGCCUUUCAGUGGUACUGACCCUCAAGCCAUUGGCCAUCGAAACUAUCAUGCAGGAUACUCCAUGUUUGGAGCUGGCCUCACAGUGGGCCUGUCUAACCUCUUCUGUGGAGUCUGUGUGGGCAUUGUGGGCAGUGGAGCCGCCCUGGCUGACGCACAGAACCCCAGCCUCUUUGUGAAGAUUCUCAUCGUGGAGAUCUUUGGCAGCGCCAUUGGCCUCUUUGGGGUCAUUGUUGCAAUCCUUCAGACCUCCACAGUGAAGAUGGGUGACUAGAUGAUCUGUGCGGGUGGGGCCGUGCCCCACUCUUAUUUAUUUGUGGUUUUCCUGGAACAGCUGGAGCUGUGCCCCUUAGCCUUUCAAGGGGCUUGGUGUUCAGAGCCCUCCCUGCACUCACUUCUUGCUGCCUGUCGAAUUGAAGGCAUUGCCUGGCUGGAUCCUCAGUGUGGGGAGUGGGCUGCUGACUGCAGCUGUGCACCUGUGUCCCACCUCCAACCCCAACCCAUCUUCCCAGUGUUUGUGAAAUAAAUGUGGUAUCUGUCUGGGUCA